Humulus lupulus (European hop) is the source of this 3292-nucleotide messenger RNA. RefSeq lists its product as uncharacterized. Lineage: Eukaryota; Viridiplantae; Streptophyta; Magnoliopsida; Rosales; Cannabaceae. The record is from RefSeq and is a predicted model, not a curated record. The coding region runs from base 391 to 2841 and encodes 816 amino acids. The transcript is spliced from 4 exons.
UUUAUUUUUUUAUUUCAAGAGAGAGAAACAGAAACAAAGACUUUUUUUUCUAGAGAGAGAAGGAGAGAGAAAACAGUUUUAUCAGGUACAUCAAAAAAAUAAAUAAAAUUAAUUUAAUUAAAAAAAUAAAAAAUAAAGAAGGAAGAGAAGAGAGAGACCCAUGGAAAAUCAACCAUAGUUUCUGAAUGGAAACCCUAGCCCUAACCCGAAUUCGUAUGCUCGGAUCCUCCAUACUCGGCCCCUUUCGGAUCCUCCGUUCCUUCUUGUUCUUCGCCGGAGGUUGAGUCGCCGUCGGCUCAUUUGGUGGUCUUUGUUUUGCUUGAGAGAGAGAGAGAGAGAGAGGGAGAGAGUGUGUGCUUGGUUUUGUGUUCUGUUCUGUGUGCGUGUGUUAUGGGGAGUACGGAUUCAGGUACGGCCGAGUUCAGCGUAGGAUCGAUCGUCUGGGUGCGGAGGAGGAACGGUUCUUGGUGGCCUGGGAAGAUAGUUGGGCCUGAGGAGCUUUCAGCUUCGCAUCUCACCUCGCCUCGUUCGGGGACUCCGGUCAAACUUCUUGGCAGGGAAGAUGCCAGUGUGGACUGGUACAAUUUAGAGAAAUCCAAGCGUGUGAAGUCAUUUCGAUGUGGGGAGUUUGAUGAUUGUAUUGAAAGGGCAGAGUCCUCACAGGGCAUGCCUAUAAAGAAAAGAGAGAAGUAUGCACGCCGUGAAGAUGCUAUUCUUCAUGCACUUGAACUUGAAAAACAGCAGUCAAAGAAACAAGGAAAGUUAGGUAUAGCUUCUGAUCGCACGAUCAAUAAGUCAUCUGGUGCGGUCAAAAAGGGGUUAGUUACGACUUCAGAAAGUUUGGGAAUUGAUAAUGUAAAACUUGGAAUUCCCAAAUCAAAUCAGUUUUCUAAGAGAAUAGAUGUGUCCCAUAAGAAUGAGACUCUGGGCGGUCUUUUGUCUUCUCAAAAAUCCAAAGAGGGAAAUCACCUUAGUGGGGAAGAAGAUCAUUCUGAUGUUACACCUCGGAUGAGGGGCUUGCAGGACUUUGGGCUCAGGAUUGCCUCUUCAAAGACUAAACUUUCACCUUCUGUUGCUUUAAAUGGUUCUCGGAAACCGAUGGUUGACCAUAGUGUUCAAGCUCCCCCUUGUGGCGGUCUUAAAAUGGAUGCAAGUCACUUGAAUGGUAAAAAUUCUUUAGACACAAGGAAAAGGUUACAUGAGGGGUUGAGUGAGGAAUGUUUGGUCAAGCGACGUGACAAGCGCCGACCUCUUGUCCAAGUUUUGCUGAAUAGUGCAAAAUUAGAAGUCCCUGAUUCCAUGCAACCUGACAGUGCUACUGUUUCUACUUCUAUUUCAGGAGGGGAGCAUUUGGGAGUUUCUUGCAGAGCAAAGAGGAGCAGAUGUGUGUACUAUCCAGCAGAAUCUAGUGAAUCCUUGGACAAUAAAGCAAUAUCACAAAGUGACGUUGAGAUGUCAGAUUCCCAGAUUGGAGCUUCUUUACAUCCCAAUUCUUUGACUGAAGAAAACGUUUCUGGUUCUACGGAAGAUGAAUCAGAUUCUUCAGAAACAGGUUCUUCUGAAUCUGAGUCUGAUUCUUCUGAGACAGAACAAGAUAUGGAUGAAGAAAUGGCAGUUUUCUCAGAUGCUGCUGUACCUAUGGAACCAGAUGUGAACUCUUUGGGAAGAUAUGAAGCACAAGAACAUGGACGCAUGGGAUGCGAUGAACCGGAGGAUAUGAUGCUUUCUGGUGAUGCAUCUCACUUUUAUACCCGUUAUCCUACAUCUGCCAACGAAUCAGUGUCCAAAUGGAAAUUGAAAGGAAAAAGGAAUAUUCGCAAUCUUACAAAGAGGUCAAUGGAUGCUCCUGAUGAGAAAGGUUAUAUUUAUGGAGCUUAUCCUGAAGAUAAGGAUUAUAGGGCAGAAAUGUUUGGACAGGACAUUGGAUACUCUUCAUCAAGAGCUGCUUCCAGAGUUCGAAACAGCGGUGGUCAUAACAUAACUGACUGGGAUGACUGGAGUUGGGAUGAUCGGCCUUCUUCGAAGGGAUAUAGGGAUAUUAAAAAAGAACGCUUUGACCCGCUUUAUGAUGGUCGUCAUCAGUUUGGUGGAAGAUCAGGAUCAAUUUUGAUAGAAGUUGAUGUAAAAGUCCAAGCAAGAUAUCAGAAAGAGCCCGUUCCUAUUGUUUCUCUGAUGAGCAAGCUAAAUGGGAAGGCAAUCAUAGGGCACCCUAUUCAAAUCGAAUCAUUAGAAGAUGGUUCAUCUAGUAAUCUCAUUUCAGCAAUGGAUGAUUAUGGCAACGAGCCAAUGGAAAACGACGGAAAUACUUCUCUUCCACAAGCAUGGAGAACUGCUAGAAGGACAGCCAACGUACGUGUGCCACGUCCUCACUUGUCAUCAACUCUCGACGGAGAUGAAACUGCAUACGAUUUUCCCUUCUUAGAUCGAGAAAAUAAGCCACCACCAUACAACAAGAAGGUGAAUUUCAGUCAUAAGCCGGGCCUCAUGAGGAGAAUUCCUCUUCAAAACUCGGCUCCUCCGUACGACAGAAAGCACAAAAAGAUGCCAAAGAAAACAAGCUCAUCAUCUAGCCAGAAAACAAGGACGCUAUCGUCGAUAGCCAUUCAACAUAACUUCAGCAACAAGCAAAUACACGACUUCAUCGGUGGUAGCCAAAAGGAUGAUGGGGUGAUGAAACCAGAGUCGUCGUCGUCAUCUGGGCUGACAACGGUUGCAUGCAUACCUGUGAAGUUAGUAUUUAGUAGGUUACUCGAGAAGAUAAACAGGCCGCCAUCGUCAAAGGCAGCUGGGAAUGCUGCAGCAGCAUUGUUAAAUAGUAAUGUGGAGAGAAAUCCACCAUAGAUUACUUGUACAUUUGUUAUAUGGGGGAGAACAAUAAAAUUAUACUGCUAGUACUACAAUCAUUUAUUGCUAAUUUUUUUCUUUUUUUUAGACAAGAGCAAGCAAUUUCUGCAGUUGGUUUUGAAUAAUGGAAUGGAGCAGGCAGCAGUUAGUGAAGUUAGGAAGAAGAAGAAGAAGUCAUCAUAUGUGUACAGAAAAACUCUUUAGAAGGUUCAGAAGGGCAGUGAAAUCAGCAGUCAAAGGAAAGAGCUUUAAGAAUUUUAGUGAGAAAGAGAGAAUUGGAUCCAAGUAUUUAUUAAAGUAUCUUGAUUUGAUUUGUUUGUUUGUUUGUUUUUUCUUUUCUUUUUUUUCAACUGAUUAAGACAAAAUCAUAUACAGAAAAACAUGGAACAGUGAAAUUCAUUGUAGAUGAUGUGUUUUGAAUUUGUAUUAUUACUACUGUUAGAUCUUA